CUGAAGAGGAGCAGCGUCUUCCUCCUCAGCGUCAGUCGCUAUCCAAGGUGCUGAAGAGGAGCAGCGUCUUCCUCAGCGUCAGUCGCUGUUCAAGGUGCUGACGAGGAGCAGCGUCUUCCGCAGCCUUAGUCGCUGUCCAAGGUGCUGAAGAGGAGCAUUGUCUUCCUCCUCAGCUUCGGUGGCUGUCCAAGGUGCUGAAAGAGGAGCAUCGUCGUCAGUCCGGCGCUGAUGCAAAUGUAAGAUAGGUUUAGCGUCCUUCCUUCCACGUGUGCAUGCAGGGAUUGUCGUGCCUCCAGCGGACGCAACAAGAGAGAUUGUUCCCUCCACAAGAUCAUGUUGUUGGACGUGCGCCUGCAUGGCUGGGAUUAAACGUUGAGGGACUCCAGUGAGCGAUGUCAUUUCUCAGAGGCUGCACAAGUUCUCCAUAACACACAUCCACCACUGCAGAUUCCUGAAGAAACACAACAACGCUGCCAGUCACGUGACCACGGGGAAAAUGGCGCCUGAUUUAAGGUUUCCAGCAGCGGUGUAGGGAUGACAUCCCCCUAAAGUCCUUGAACCACGGUGGUUAAGGAUGGGCCCCGCCCUCUCGGCCGCCCUGGUCUUCCUACUGGCCCUCGGCCCCGCCGCCUGGCUGGCGAGCCAGGAGGAUUACGCCGGCGACGAGGCGGAGCGGACGGCGGGCGACAGCCUGGUGUUUGACGACUACCGGGGCAAAGGCUGCGUGGACGACAGCGGCUUCGUCUACAAGCUCGGGGAACGCUUCUACCCGGGUCACUCCAGCUGCCCGUGUGUGUGCACGGAGGACGGGCCCGUGUGCGACCAGCCCGAGUGCCCCAGACUACACCCCAAGUGCACCAAGGUGGAGCACAAUGGCUGCUGCCCCGAGUGCAAGGAGGUCAAGAACUUCUGCGAGUACCGAGGGAAAACCUACAAAAUCCUGGAGGAGUUCAAGCCGUCGCCGUGUGAAUGGUGUCGCUGCGAGCCCAACAACGAGGUGCACUGUGUGGUGUCCGACUGCGCCGUCCCGGAGUGCGUCAACCCCGUCUACGAGCCGGAGCAAUGCUGCCCCAUCUGUAAAAAUGGUCCAAAUUGCUUCGCCGGAUCGACAAUCAUCCCAGCCGGGAUUGAGGUAAAGGUGGACGACUGCACCAUCUGUCGCUGCCAUAACGGCGACUGGUGGAAACCGGCUCAGUGCUUGCGGCGCGAGUGCCUCAACGGCCAGUCGUCAUAGAGAGAGACUCAGGCAAGACCCUGACCAUGGACACCCUUUGUCAUAGAGAGAGACUCAGGCAAGACCCUGACCAUGGACACCCUAUGUCAUAGAGAGAGACUCAGGCAAGACCCUGGCCAUGGACACCCUAUGUCAUAGAGAGAGACUCAGGCAAGACCCUGGCCAUGGACACCCUUUGUCAUAGAGAGAGACUCAGGCAAGACCCUGACCCUGGACACCCUUUGUCAUAGAGAGAGACUCAGGCAAGACCCUGACCAUGGACACCCUAUGUCAUAGAGAGAGAGACUCAGGCAAGACCCUGGCCAUGGACACCCUAUGUCAUAGAGAGAGACUCAGGCAAGACCCUGGCCAUGGACACCCUUUGUCAUAGAGAGAGACUCAGGCAAGACCCUGACCCUGGACACCCUUUGUCAUAGAGAGAGACUCAGGCAAGACCUUGACCCUGGACACCCUUUUGUGCAGGGCAGGAGCACAAUUCACAAAGAGAGAGGAGACUUUGCUAUUCUGACGGCUGGGAAAAGACACACUUGGAUGUGCUGAGGGGGUCACAUGACAUGUGCUGAGGGGUCACAUGACAUGUGCUGAGGGGUCACAUGACAUGUGCUGAGGGGUCACAUGACACCAGUGGAAGUGUUCUCUCUAAAGGCUUCUUUGCAAGAUCGCGGCUUUUCUUUUGGAUGUCUGCAGCUUUUUCACCAACGUUCUUGUCCACUAACAUUAAAUGGACUUUCUCAAUCUGCCAUCAGUCUUUGAAAUGUUCCUUGCAACACAACAAGUACUGUGUUGAUUUUUUUUGGCAAAACACAACAAGUACUGUGUUUAUGUUGUAUAGCACAAGGCAACAAGUACAGUGUUGAUGUUGAUGAUUUACUAUGAAUUGAUUAACGUGGAC
Entelurus aequoreus (snake pipefish) is the source of this 2126-nucleotide messenger RNA. RefSeq names its product von Willebrand factor C domain containing 2 like (gene vwc2l). Gene Ontology annotation, cellular component: AMPA glutamate receptor complex. NCBI's taxonomy places the organism in Eukaryota, Metazoa, Chordata, Actinopteri, Syngnathiformes, Syngnathidae. The coding region runs from base 575 to 1234 and encodes 219 amino acids. The record is from RefSeq and is a predicted model, not a curated record. Gene Ontology annotation, biological process: negative regulation of BMP signaling pathway. The transcript is spliced from 5 exons. Gene Ontology annotation, molecular function: protein binding.